UUUGGUCUGCUUAGUUACAGUUUGAACGUGCCGCGUGUCUGUGCCUUAUUUGUUAGAACUUAGACAGAAAUUAAAUUGAAAUAGAAUGCGUCUUUUGAGCACUAAGUUUAUUGGAAGCUCCGAGGACGAGGAAAGCGAUGAGGAAUUGAUCGAAAACGAAUCGAGCGAUGAAACAGAGCAGUCCGAUGACGAGGAGCCGGAGAAGAGCGAACAUCCAUUCACGGCUGACUCGCAGUCGAACGAUGAGUAUAGCGUUGAGGAGGAGCAUAAUGGCGAGCAUCCGUAUCCCACGCCGCCGCCAGAUGCGGAGGGGAAUAAUUUGCUGGGCAACGGCCUUAAAAAGAUAACAAUCAAAGACUCCAAGCCGAAGACGGCAAAAGAAACAAAAACCAAUAUGGCGGGACCAAAGAAAACCAAGCCCACAGCGGAGGCCAAGAAGGAGCCAGCGCCUGGACCGACAAACGUGAACAGUUCCGCCGGCUCAUCCGAGCCGGUUGUGUUGAAUGUGGCCAAGAAGGGGUCCAUACUGGCGCACUCUCUGACAGCCAUCAGGGCAUUGAACAGUCGCUCCGGCUCCUCGGUGCUAGCCAUAAUCAAGUACAUGAAGUCCAACGGCUACGAGGUGACCGAUGCCCGGCGCAUGGCCAAGUCUGUGCAAAGGGCGCUCAAAAUUGCCGUUGCCAAGGGCGAAGUGGAGCAGGUGAGGCGCUCGUUUAAGUUGUCGCCGGCGGCCAAGCUUGCGUCCAAGGCCAAGCAGAACAUGAAGGCCAAAAAGCAAAAGAAGUUGGCCAAAGAGAAACAGCCCAAAUCGGCGACCAAGCCGGAGUCAGAGAAGACCGAAAAGGCCAAGGCGGCGCCGCCAGCUGCUGAGGAGAAGCCCGAUAAGCCGAUGCAGCGCAAAAAGAAGGCGUCGGAGCGUUCAACAAAUGAGCCGCCCAAGAAGAAGGCAAACGCCAAGCUGGCCGACGCUGCGGGCAAGGCCAAAGCAGCUCAGGCCGCACUCGAGGAGGAGUCCACUAAGCCCAAGCCAAAAGCUAAGCCAGCGAAAACUGCCGUGGUCAGCCCAGAUGUGAUUCCGACCAGCGAAGAGACGGCAACGGCCAAGUCGAAGGCGCCGCGCAAAUCGAUCGGAACUCUGGCGCAGAAUACGGCCAGGCCGAAGCUGCAGACCAAAUCCAUCAAGAAGCUGGUGUCGGGCAAAAGAAACGUUGACGAGGUGGACUCCGGCCUAAUGGAUUCCGUGCCAAAUGAGGCUUCCACGCCGAUCGCAGCGGUCAAACAAAAGCGCGCGGGCCGACAGAUGAAGUAAUCGGAGCGAAUCGAAUAUCAAAUUUGAUUUAAGUUAAUUCACGGUUUUCCUUUUGUAUUAAAUGUUUUUUACGUUCUUACUUUUAAGUUUUGAGUCCUCGUUUAUCAAUAUAUUAAUGCACACUUUUAAGCCGACCCGAAGAAUAAACUAUAUAUACCAUCGA
Molecule: messenger RNA, 1472 nt
Organism: Drosophila virilis
Lineage: Eukaryota; Metazoa; Arthropoda; Insecta; Diptera; Drosophilidae
Gene: BigH1
Product: Histone H1 variant BigH1
Biological process (GO): nucleosome assembly
Cellular component (GO): nucleosome
Molecular function (GO): DNA binding
Source: RefSeq, a predicted model, not a curated record